This is a messenger RNA of Molossus molossus (Pallas's mastiff bat), 1307 nucleotides long. Its product is annotated as ral guanine nucleotide dissociation stimulator-like. Bases 84 to 1307 code for a protein of 407 amino acids. The transcript is spliced from 9 exons. Lineage: Eukaryota; Metazoa; Chordata; Mammalia; Chiroptera; Molossidae. The record is from RefSeq and is a predicted model, not a curated record.
GCGCGGGCGGCAGGGAGGGACUGUGCGGUCCGCUGUCCCUGCCGCCCCGCAGGUUGGGAGGACUUCCCAGACCCCGGUCCGGGAUGGGGCAGGCCCGCUGCUACCGCCGCUGCGACUCUUCGUGCCCGCGAUGCAGAGCCGGGGGUCCACUAGGGCCUCCGAGAGAGACGCUCUUCCGAGGUGACCACUGGGGACUCGACUUAUGGAAGCGCUGGCCCGUGCACACAUCACUGCGUCACCGUCCUCCAGGGCCGCAGUGUCAGCGCCAUCGUCUGUGGAGUCUCACCCUGCGGCCGGCCCCAGCGAAGCACCUUGUCCCAAGGCCCGCCCCAGAGAGCGUGGAGGAGCCGACGGAUGGGUUCACUAAUGCCAUCAACUGCUACAAGGGACAAGGGUACCAGGCCAGGAUCACCGUCCAGUGCCGGUCUGAGUGUGCUGCUGAGUUAACUCUUAACCUCCGUGAGGCCUGCAGGAUGCGUGCCCUCCAGGAAGGCACACUGGAGAAGAUGGUGGCGUCCAUGGUACCAGCUUUCCCACGUGGAAAAAUUCCCCACAUCUCCACCUUCAUGUCCAUCCACCCGGCCUUCUCCAGAGCCCAGCUGUUCCUGGACCAGCUGUUAACUAGGUGCUGCCCACCAUCCAUCUCACCUAAUGCCAUCCAGGUGUUCUCUACAUCUGGAAAUAUGCAGCCAUAUAACGACCAGGGUGACACACCCCAGGACCAAUUGAAAAAGGCCGUAGCUUCUGUGAUGGGAGCCUGGCCGGACCAGAUACAAUAUGUCGGCCAGCCCCUGCUUCUCCCCUGGUUCACCCUGAAGCAGGCCCUCGUGCAGGGCCACCUCCCUGCCUCACACCCGCUGGGCCACGUGCUCAGUCUCUGGGUGGAGCUGGAGCAUCUGGAGCCCACGGAGGCAGAGCUGGAAGAGGCUCCCCCAGAGCCCCAGCGCGCUCCAGAGCCCGAGGAGGGGCCUGCCCAGGGGCCCGUGCCCGGGCCGGCUCUCCAGCAGGAGCCUCCUGCACCACCAGCUCUGAUCCGAAUGCCAACAGCAGAGCCAGCUCCAUGCCCAGCAGCGGACCACCCCCCGGCUGGGACCACUAAGCACCUGAUAAAGGAGGAGAAGCGUAACAUCCUGAGCUUCCCUCCAAGACUGGUGGCAGAGCAGCUGACAGUGAUGGACGCGCUCCCCCACCGACCACCUGUGGGUCCUGGGCAACUUUCUCAAUCCCCAAGCCUCGCUGCCCACCUGUGGACAGUGGGGGUGGACACGCACAGCACCCGCUGCUCAGAGUGGCUGCAGAUUCCAUGA